UACCCAGAAUGCACCCGCGCCGCGCCGCGCGCUUCCUCGCAGCAGCGGUGAUGAUGCUGAUGGAGUGUUUUCGCUCGCUGUGCUGGAGAUGUGAUGGGUCUUCUGGAGUUCGUCUCUGAUCGUCAUGUUUCCCGGGGUCCUUUACGCGCUGCUGGCGGGUUUUCUCGGCGCGGUCGCGUCCUCCUCCGCCAAACUGUCCCUCGGCACCGACUACCUGAAGGGCGUGUGUGAGACCGGCCUGCGGACCUGGGGCGAGCAGAGGAGAUUCACGCAGGACAGCGACACGAGCGCGUGCGACUGGCUGCACAUCCCUCUCAGACUGCUGUGUGGAGGUCUGCUGUUCACCUGUAACGCUGUGAUGUGGACGUUCCUGGCCAAAGCUCUCCGCAGCUCGUGCUCCUCCACCCGCACCACUGUGACCACCACCGCCUCCAACUUCAUCUCCUCUGCGUUUCUGGGGCAGCUAAUAUUCGGGGAGACCCACGUGGCUCUGUGGUGGGUGGGCAUCUCUCUCACUCUCUCCGGUCUGCUGGUGCUUCAUCACACGUCGCCCAACCUCACCCAAUCACACGACAGCAAGAGAGAAUGACACUGCGUCUGCGUUAGAUGAGUUCAGUGUGGUUUAUGAACAUAUCAGCAAACACUCAUAUCACCACUUCUCAAACUGUGUGUGGGUCCAGCUUCUCUCAGACACACAAACCUCCUACGCUCUUACCAAGAUUUUACUUUCACUGCACAAGUGCUGCUCAAAUUAUUUGAGGUUAAACGUUAAAACGGAGAGAUUGAAAUGUUCUCGCAGCCGUAAAUCUACUAUCAUGCCAAAGAUCAAUUUAAAUAUAAGAAAUUACAUUUUAUUUAUGUUUGUUGUUAUUUAUUUUUAAAUUAAUCUACAUCAUUGUUAAUGUGGCAGGUGAAUCUCAGAACACGUCUGGCUCAUAUUUCACAUCAAAAUCAGUUUUAAAUAAAGAAGGUGAAGUUUGUUUUAGGACAAUUAAAAAGGGAAUAGAUUACAAAAACAUAAAUUAUGCAGGAAAAGUAACAUCAGUGCAACAUUUUCACUUUUGAGUGAAAUAAUGCUAAAUAUAAUUUUUUUUUUUUACAUUUAUUUUGAAAUAUGAUCUGGAUGCUCUAUCCUGAAAAGGUUUCAUGAGAUUUAUCUAGUAAAAUCUUUUUUUUCUUCGCACCAAAAUGUAAAACUUGCCAUUUGAUUUGACUGUUAUUUUACUUCAUAUUCAUACUACUGUAAUUUUUGUUAAUAUUUUGAAUUAGAUUUUAUUUUUAGAUUUUCUGUUUACAUUUUAAUUUGUAAGUUAUUUUUUUUAUAUAUGUCGUUUUAUUAAUAAUUGAUUAGUUUUAGUUAACUUAUCUUUAUUUUCUUUGGUAUUUUGGCACUUCAAAUUAAACUUAACAAAAAUUAAAAACUAAACGCUUUGGCAACUAGUUGAAGUAAAACAAAACAUGUUUUUAAUGAUUAUAUCAUUUAAAGUAAAAUAAAUGUUUUUAGUAAGCCAACCAUGUUUGAUACACAAGCAAAUAAAUAAACCAAUAAAUGAAUCUUAAAUUCAUAAAUCAACAAACAAAUACUUAAAUCAAUAAAUAUUGUUACAUUUAAAUAUGAAAGUAGUUUUCUGCUCUCUGAUCACAUCUCUUUUUAUCCUUCAAUCUUGCUAUUUCUUCAAUGACAUCACUUCCUUCGGUCUCCAGAGUGUCAGGUAUUGGUUAAAGCUGUGGUUCCCCACAUGUUUUUUUUUCAUGCAUCAACAUCCUCCAGCACUGUGAGCACUGCGUGUGGCAGGAGACGUGCAAUAAUGACACCAAACCUCUCCAAAUGUUGGCAUUCUACAUUCUUUACCAGAAAAUGCUUUUCCCAAAUAUGCCACAUGACUUAUGCAUGCAAACAUCCAGUGAUGUGAUCGCAAAGACACUUCCUGUAGCUGUACGAAUGAACGCAAACCAAAACCUGUUCUUCAGCCCCUUCUGCAGACACCGAAACUUACCAGGAUGACGCAAUGGAAACCAGCAGGUCAUACUCGCCGUUUAACUCCUCUAAUCUGAUGCUUUUCAUAGUGAAGAAAGAUGAUUUAACUUGUUUGUAAAAAUCAGUAGCAUGCAUGAAGAAAGUCAGCUUUGACUUCACGAUGACUCUGGCACAUUGUAGCUCUUUACCAAACCUCGGUAAAGACCUGCUUUAUCUGGAUCUUCACGGACCCUGAAGCAGAUUUAACAGGUCAUUACUGGAGGGGGCUGAAGGACGAGGUCAAGGUCUUGCACUUCCUGUGAAUUAUUCUAGUUCUUCCUGUGUUAUGAGUCUCAAUUAAGAGACUCUUAGAGCAGCUAAAUACGGUAGAUAUUAAUAAACAUGGACCGAAUGCAUUCCAUCAUAAUGUGAUGUUCUGAAGUCCCUGGCAAUGUGACGUCAUCUGUGUUUAACGUUGACAACAUCUGUCCUCGUCAUGAGCCCAUUAUUGGCAAAUAAUGUUUCAUUUUGUUAUAAAUAUGCACGAUGAACAUUGAGAAACUGUUGAAGGAUUUACAGUAACUUUAAAUACAUCUGAACAAUGACGCUAGAUUUACACUUAAUUACUGUUACCGUAGUAACUAUAGAACGUAGUGUUAUGUGUCAUUAUGAUUAAAGUAUUAGUUCUGCCAAACAUUUGUGUAAACUACUACCAGAACUAAAAUAUUCAUAUUUGGCAUCAUACACUGCAGUAUUAGGGACCAAAAGAGAAAAUAUCGUGCAUUAGAGGUCUGUUUGUAAAUUUUUGUUUUUGAUUUCAAAUUGCUAAGACCUGUUACUAUUAAAGAAGGGAUCAUUGAACGUCAGUCGACCAUCAUGUUAUAAUAUCUGUCUCAUUCAUGUUAAUUAUGGCAUGUGUUUAUGUAGCUGUCACUGAGUAAAUCACGGGCCACAUUCAUACAUGUGUAUAUAGUUGUAUUAUUUAAUGGACCAACUAGAGCUCUGUAAACUCAUCUAAAUGAAAUGACACUACACGAGUGAUUCAUUAAACUGA
Molecule: messenger RNA, 3011 nt
Organism: Carassius auratus (goldfish)
Lineage: Eukaryota; Metazoa; Chordata; Actinopteri; Cypriniformes; Cyprinidae
Product: transmembrane protein 42-like
Exons: 3
Coding region: 125-589 (154 amino acids)
Source: RefSeq, a predicted model, not a curated record